GAAGCGAUGACACUGCUGGAACCCAUGGUCCAAGACCCCAUCAACUAUGUCCGGCAAGGAGCUCUCAUUGCUUCCGCCCUCAUCUUGGUCCAACAGAAUGAAGUCACAUGCCCCAAGGUGACCCAUUUCCGGCAGCUGUAUGCGAAAGUGAUCAGUGACAAGCAUGAAGAUGUCAUGGCUAAGUUUGGUGCCAUCUUGGCCCAAGGAAUAAUUGAUGCAGGAGGCCGCAAUGCAACUGUCUCCCUGCAGUCCCGCACAGGACACACCAACAUGGAGGCCGUGGUUGGUCUGCUGGUGUUCUGCCAGUACUGGUUCUGGUAUCCUCUCACUCACUUCCUGUCUCUCUCCUUCACACCCAACUGUGUGGUAGGACUCAACUCAGACCUCAAGAUGCCCAAGAUUGAGUUCAAGUCCAAUGCCAAGCCAUCAACAUUUGCCUACCCACCUCCCCUAGAGGAGAAGAGCACCAAGACCAAGGAGAAGGUGGAGACUGCCGUUCUCAGCAUCACAGCCAAGCAGAAGAAGAAGGAUGCAGAGAAACAGAAGGAUGAAAAGAUGGAAGUUGAUGAAGAAAAGAAAGAUGAAGGCAAGGAGAAAGAUGUGGAAAUGAAGGAAGAGAAGCCAGAAGCAAAGAAGAAGGAGGCUGACAAGAAAGAUGAUAAGAAGGAUGAAAAGAAGGAAGAGAAGAAGGAAGAGGUGAAGGAAGAGAAAGAGGAGAAGAAGGAGAAGGAACCCGAGCCAACCUUUGAGUUGAUGGCUAACCCCGCCCGUGUCAUGAAGUCCCAGCUGAAAGUGCUGUCGAUGGGAGAGGAGAUCCGUUAUACACCAGUGAAAGAUCUGACAAUCGGAGGCAUUGUUAUGAUGAAGAAUACCAAGCCAGGAGAAGAUGAAGAAAUUGUGGAGACAGUAGCAGCUGGAGGACCAAAGAUUGAGGAAGAGGAGGAGCCUGAACCCCCAGAGCCCUUUGAGUGGACCGAGGACUAGAGUCCCUCUACUGCCCAGCAGUCACAUCGGACCAGAUGAUCAAGGUGUCAUCUGAGUCUGUAUUGGGAGCCUCAACUUAUCUGUUUCAGUCUUUUACUAAAUAGUCCAUGUUAUGAUGUAUUAUGUGAAAAUGUACCUUCUAUUCUGCUGUGGAUGAUUGUCUUUAGAAUUGUCAGAAUUCUGUUACUGAACUUUUUAAGUCAAUGAGGAAAUGGACUGACUCAAACCUGGUCGUUUAGCAAUUCAACAUUUUCUGCAUAUCAAGAGUUAAUCCAGAAUAUGUGCAAGGCAUUUGUAAGAGAUCACUGUGGAGGAGAAGAAGAUGUUUCAACAACUGUAUCAAAAUGCUAAUAAUUCCAUUAAGUAUUCCAUUUUGUAUGUUCUUGUCAUUUUUAUUGUAUUUAACUGAGAAGCUUUUGUGGUAUUUUAUUGAAAUUGUUAUGUCAGCAUCAGAGUACUGUAUGUCAAUAUUAAAACUAGGAAUAUUGAAUAAAAACUGAAUACAUACUU
Molecule: messenger RNA, 1494 nt
Organism: Haliotis rufescens (red abalone)
Lineage: Eukaryota; Metazoa; Mollusca; Gastropoda; Lepetellida; Haliotidae
Product: 26S proteasome non-ATPase regulatory subunit 1-like
Exons: 9
Coding region: 7-984 (325 amino acids)
Biological process (GO): proteasome-mediated ubiquitin-dependent protein catabolic process
Cellular component (GO): proteasome regulatory particle, base subcomplex; nucleus; proteasome storage granule
Source: RefSeq, a predicted model, not a curated record